AUGCGUCUGUUAAAUUUACCAUCUUUGACUUCACGUAUUAGAAGCACAAGUCAAACAACAAUUUACCGUUUAACUUCUACAACUUCAUCGAAAGAAUCAGUUCAAUUGAAUAAUGAAUGGCGAAAACUUGCAGCUAAACAAUUGAAAACAAAAUCUCCUGAAUCGUUAUUGUGGAAAACACAUGAAGGAAUCACAAUCAAACCAUUGUACACAGCAAGUGACAUUAAAAAUUUAGAGAAUGAAUUACCAGGGAAAGAGCCGUAUACGAGGGGACCCUAUCCGACUAUGUACGCUGGUCGACCGUGGACGAUAAGACAAUAUGCAGGAUUUAGCACAGUUGAAGAAUCGAAUAAAUUUUAUCGAGAUAAUUUAAAAGCUGGACAACAGGGACUCUCAGUUGCAUUUGAUUUAGCUACACAUCGUGGAUAUGACUCAGAUAACCCUCGUGUCAGCGGUGAUGUCGGCAUGGCCGGUGUUGCCAUUGAUACUGUAGAAGAUAUGAAACAAUUAUUCGAUGGUAUUCCACUAAAUAAAAUGUCUGUAUCAAUGACAAUGAAUGGUGCUGUAUUGCCUGUACUUGCAAUGUAUAUUGUUGCUGCUGAAGAACAGGGCGCUAAACAAGAAGAAUUACAAGGUACAAUUCAAAAUGAUAUUUUGAAAGAGUUUAUGGUACGAAAUACAUACAUAUAUCCACCAGAACCAUCAAUGAAAAUUAUUGCCGAUAUAUUUUCGUACACGUCAAAAAAUAUGCCACAAUUUAAUAAUAUUUCAAUUAGUGGUUAUCAUAUGCAAGAAGCCGGUGCCACAGCAACUCUAGAAAUUGCGUAUACAAUUGCUGAUGGGAUUGAAUAUUGUAGAACGGGAGUUCGAGCUGGUCUUAAUAUAGAUCAGUUUGCUCCUCGACUAUCCUUCUUUUGGGGUAUUGGAAUGAAUUUUUAUAUGGAAAUAGCUAAACUUCGUGCAGCUCGACGUCUCUGGUCACAUCUAGUAGAUAAAUAUUUUAAACCAAAAAAAGAACAAUCGAAAAUGUUAAGAUGUCAUUGCCAAACUAGUGGAUGGUCAUUAACAGCACAGGAUCCAUACAAUAAUAUCAUUCGCACCACAAUCGAAGCUAUGGCUGCUGUUUUUGGUGGUACACAGUCAUUACACACAAACUCAUUUGAUGAAGCAUUAGCUUUACCGUCUGUAUUUAGUGCUAGAAUAGCUCGUAAUACACAAAUUAUAUUACAAGAAGAAACAGGAAUACCGAAUAUAAUUGACCCAUGGGCUGGCUCAUAUGCAAUGGAAACUCUAACAAAUGAACUGUAUGAUGAAGCAAUGAAAAUAAUUGAAGAAAUUGAACAGAUGGGUGGAAUGUCAAAAGCAAUUGUGGCUGGAAUACCGAAACUAAAAAUUGAAGAAUGUGCUGCUAGAAAACAAGCACAGAUAGACGAUGGAAAAGAAGUUAUUGUUGGUGUCAACAAAUACAAAUUAGAGAAAGAAGAUAUCGUUAAAGUUUUACAAAUUGAUAAUACAAAAGUGAGAGAACAACAAAUAAAUAAAAUAACGAAUGUUAAAAAACAACGUGAUCAAUCAAAUGCCGAUAGAACUUUAGAACAGUUGACAGCCAUUGCAAAGGAUGGCUCAAAGGGCAAUUUACUUGAUGCAUGUGUACAAGCAGCCCGAGCAAGAUGUACAUUAGGUGAAAUAUCAGAUGCCAUGGAAAAAGUGUUCUUGAGGCAUACAGCUGAAUCAAAACUUGUUUCAGGCGCAUACAAAGGAACAUUUAAUGAUAGUGAUCAAGAAUUGAAAAUAGUCAUCGAACGAAUAAAUAAAUUUUCAAAAAUUGAAGGUAGACGACCACGAAUAUUAGUGGCAAAAGUUGGACAAGAUGGGCACGAUAGGGGAGCGAAAGUUAUUGCAUCGGCAUUUAGCGAUGUUGGAUUUGACGUUGAUAUUGGACCGUUAUUUGCUACUCCCGAUGAGGUUGUAAUGCAAGCAAUUGAUGCUGAUGUUCAUGUGGUUGGUGUCAGUACACUUGGAGCUGGUCACAAAACUCUUGUGCCUGAAUUAAUUCAGAAAUUAAAACAAUUAGGGAGAUCGGAUAUAAUUGUGACGGUUGGUGGUGUAGUACCACCUCAAGAUUAUGAUAUGUUACAUCAGAGUGGAGUUAAAUGUAUAUUUGGUCCAGGAACGAGAAUUCCAGAAGCGGCAUUAAAAGUAUUAGAUGCUAUUGAACAAGAGCAACAAAAUAAUAGUGGAACAGCAAAGCAAGCACAAGCACUUUGA
Messenger RNA from Didymodactylos carnosus, 2268 nucleotides. The record is from the annotation of a GenBank genome assembly. NCBI's taxonomy places the organism in Eukaryota, Metazoa, Rotifera, Eurotatoria, Philodinida, Philodinidae.